AGAUUUGUAUUGCAUUUGAAUACAUCGACGCCCUUAAAUAUAAAUUUCUCACAAAUUGUUGCACGCAAAAUAUAUUUUAAUCAGACGAUAAACUUACUGCGUUCCAGUAAAAAUGCCCAACAUUCGAUAACCCUAACUUGUGCUCUGCGUGGCCAAUAUGAUAUUUUUGUUCAGGCCCGUCACAGAGGAUCCGUAAAAAUUGAGGCCAUUGGUUUACAUCCUCAGGCCAAUUGGCCACUAUUGAAUCGAUCACAUCGCAUAACCAUACGAAGUCAAAAUCGAAUACGGAAGCGUCAAAUGAUUGUCAAAUGGGAUAGGAGUAAAUUCGAUUUCCAUGCAGUCCAGUAUUGUCUGGUGGUCAGCACGAAAGGUGCCCACAAAGAUUUCUGUCAAGCAGUUGAUGAAUUUGUAACCUCACCCUCCGCAAAUCGUCGAAAUGCACCAGGAGUUUGUCAACAACCCCUGACCAUAGAUUCAAUAUUAUCCAGGCCAGCAGAGAGGGCCAAGAAAAUUGAUCCUCACACCAUUAAUGUCAUAUGUACGGGAAGUCGUACGCAUCAGUUGAUACGAGGAUUGGCGCCCAAUUAUGAAUAUUUCUUGGAUGUAUUUGGUAUCCACACCAAACGUCAAAAUCUUACCUUUCACAUAGCCUCAUCGACCAUUCAUUUCAAUAGAACUCAUCCGGUCUUGUUGAAGGCCAAUUCCUUGAGUAUGGUGAAAAUUUCCGGGGUACAUGGAGUGCAAGUGUUUAGUUUUAAGGUUCCUCCUCUUCCCACACCAGAUUCCCAGACAUCACUGCGUUACUUGAUUUUGCCCUGUGGUGGCAGUGAAGUCGAUGCCAAAAUUUUAAAGCAACGCAAAGUCAUAGGAAACAUUAGCAACAUUUACCGGCCAACUUAUAUCGAUUUGUCAUCGAUACGGGAAUCUGGUCGUUAUAUGAUUCGUUUCAAACCCAGUAACGAUGAUGAGGUCCUAAGAGCCAAUAAAAUUGGGCUGGCCGUAACAACAAAUCGCGUUUUUAGUCAACUACCCGAAUUGCCCGAAAACAUAACUGUUUUUGAGGUACGAACAAAAUGUCAUUCGACAAAAAUUGCCUGGUAUAGUUCGCCGGAAAUCCGUACACUCAGCUACUGCAUAAUUGUGUUCAAUUUGCCGCAACGCAAUCGCAGCUCCAUCGAUUAUACAAAUUAUUGCAUGGAUUUUGGCAAGCGUGUAGUGCAACAUCCGCAAUUUCAUUCAAUAAAAUGCCCCAAAAAAGCUAAAAAUCCACCACUUUUGGAAACCGAUACGAUAUUCAAUUUAACACCGGGUGAAUCCUACUUAAUCUAUGUAACCGCCAAUCUAAGUGAAGGCAAACCGCUACCCUAUCAAUCUCUCAAGGUGAAAAUGCAUCAUCAGUGUCCCGAAGAAGUGCUGGGCAUAGAAUCAAGAGAUCAAUCGACCUACUAUUUGAAUUAAGUUUAAAUUAUAAGCCAGCCAACACAAAAAGAAUUCCAAAAAAUAAAACAAA
Musca vetustissima is the source of this 1510-nucleotide messenger RNA. RefSeq lists its product as uncharacterized. NCBI's taxonomy places the organism in Eukaryota, Metazoa, Arthropoda, Insecta, Diptera, Muscidae. The transcript has 8 exons. The record is from RefSeq and is a predicted model, not a curated record. The annotation marks the transcript as partial.